Molecule: messenger RNA, 2319 nt
Organism: Olea europaea var. sylvestris
Lineage: Eukaryota; Viridiplantae; Streptophyta; Magnoliopsida; Lamiales; Oleaceae
Product: probable serine/threonine-protein kinase PBL7
Exons: 5
Coding region: 202-1470 (422 amino acids)
Biological process (GO): protein phosphorylation
Molecular function (GO): ATP binding; protein kinase activity
Source: RefSeq, a predicted model, not a curated record
AUUGUACAGUGGAAAAAAGGGGGCCAAGAAGAGAGAGAAAAACUUCUCUGUGUCUCCAUUGUGUCUCUCUCUAGAAUGUCUCUUUCUUCUCAUCCGUGUUCCUCUGUAGCUGAGAGCGAGAGAGAGAUUUAAAAUUUAUUAUUUGAAUACUCGCACAAAUAUAUAUAUGAACUUUUCUUUGUAGAAGCACUGUUUAAUUAUAUGUUUAGUAGAGAGAGGAAGAUUGGAGAAGGAAUGGGGUGUUUCUGUUGUUAUGGAGAAUCGUCAGUCCAAAAACCAGUGGAAAGGCAAAACAACUCCACCAACAAUCAAUAUAAAGAAGAUGAUUUUGCACAGCCCAUACCAGAUGCAUCGAAGGUGAGGCCACAAAACUGUGUAAAGGAGGAGUCGAAAGUCUUAGUAAAUCAACCUGCAGUUGAAAAGGAUGCAGAUGCUAGUAAGAGGACAUCUGCUGAUGAAGAGAGCAAUGCCAUUAAAGCACGGAAAUUUACAUUUGCGGAAUUGGUGGCUGCAACAGAGAACUUCAAGUCGGAUUAUUUUUUGGGCGAGGGAGGUUUUGGAAAAGUUUAUAAAGGUCAUUUGCAGGAUAGUGGCCAGAUAGUAGCUAUCAAGCAACUGGACCGCAAUGGAUGUCAAGGGAUUAGGGAAUUUGUCGUUGAAAUGUUAACAUUAAGUAUGGCUGAUCACCCUAAUCUUGUUAAGUUAAUUGGUUAUUGUGCUGAGGGAGAUCAGAGGCUGUUGGUCUAUGAGUACAUGCCGCUGGGUUCAUUGGAGGACCAUUUACAUGACCUUCGACCCAAUAAAGAACCACUUGAUUGGAAUACACGAAUGAAGAUAGCAGCUGGUGCAGCUAAAGGCCUAGAGUAUCUGCACGACAAGAUGAAACCGCCUGUCAUAUAUCGGGAUCUGAAAUGCUCCAACAUUUUGCUUGGUGAGGGAUAUCAUCCCAAGCUAUCUGAUUUUGGUUUGGCAAAAGUGGGUCCUUCUGGAGAUCAAACUCACGUUUCCACCAGAGUGAUGGGAACUUAUGGAUACUGUGCACCAGAUUAUGCAAUGACUGGCCAACUGACAUUCAAAUCGGAUAUUUACAGCUUUGGGGUUGUUCUUUUGGAGAUCAUCACGGGCAGAAAAGCAAUUGACGAAACAAGAGAAGGCACUGCGAAAAAUCUGGUUGCAUGGGCCCGACCAUUGUUCAAGGACCGAAAGAAAUUCUACAAAAUGGCGGAUCCAGCACUCAAUGGACAAUAUCCUGUGAGAGGCUUGUACCAAGCCCUUGCAAUCGCUGCUAUGUGCGUCCAGGAGCAACCUAACACGCGGCCGCUCAUUGUUGACAUUGUUUCAGCAUUGAAUUACCUAGCCUCCCAGUCAUAUGAUCCUAAUAUCCAUCAAUCCCAAAUUCAAAUUCCACGGAGCCCGUCUUCUCAUAUGUUUAAAGGAGACAAGCAGCAAGAACCUUUUAGUGGUGACUAAUAUACCUGUUUAUCAGAAUUUGCACCUCACAUGAUAACAGGUGCUGCUUCAUACCAUUACAUUACUACUACUGCAGAGAUAAUGCCUUUAUGUGCACAUAUUCUUCCGUAAAUGACAGAUUAUGUUAAUAUUCUAAUGCAUGUUACUUUUCUUGCUACGACGAUAAGUAUACUAAUUGAUAUACUUUUAAUUUUUUAAACAAUCCAGAAGUCGGUUGAAUAGGUUGUCUGGAUUGUUUUAGCCAAUUUUAUAAUUUUGAGAACUUUUUCUUCAGAGAUUGAGCAUUAAUAUUGCUAUACUGAUCACACACACACACUUGAAAGACUCAACGUGCCCUUGAGUCAGUGCCAAGACUGUCAUUGCUUACUACUUAACAUGACUUUUGCAUGGACUUUAAUCUAGUAAUCAUGCUACAUGUACAUCAUAUUUUACAUUUUUUUUUAACAUUGUGUCACGUGGCAGCACACUAUUGGACAGUUUAAAAAACAAACAGUUUUUUCAACAAUCAAAAUUUUCCAACUCAGGAGAUGUCAAGGAUGACGUACACUUUUGGUGUACAAAUGAAUUUUCCCUUAAUCUGGAGUACCUUACGCAACCAAUGCUCCCUGUGGUGUAACAUUGCUUAUCGAAGAAAAUCUACGAAAUUGUUUUUUCUAUUGAUCCUGAAAUUGUUGCCUAUUAAUUAGUGUCAUAAUGAUUCAGUUCAUAUGCCUGUUGAUCAUAUUCUCCAUUUUCAUCUUGCAACCAAACAGUGAAUCUUUAUAUAAUGAAAGUUGAGAGCUCCUUGCCGAUGAAUAUUGUAGGGACAAAUAUUCUAAUGGGAGUAUUUUGCUUUGUUUCAUGUUGCUA